AUGUGGCUGCACGACCUCCCGCGGCUGCUGUUGCUUCCUCUGCUUUCUCCUCCUCCAGAACCACCAGGCCGCGAGUCCGAUGAUGGCCAAUCCGGCGACGACACAGCCCACGGCAAUACCCGCCUUGGCUCCCGUGGAGAGACCCUUGUUCUGAUCAUAGCCAUCGGGGAGGAAAGCCGCAGCCUUGGAAUUGUCGGGGUUGAGCACGGCGGCGGAGAGGUUGGAGCCCUUGCACCCGCCAUCGUUGCAUGGAUUGCCGGAGCAGCACCCCAAGAAGGGAGGGCUCGUUUCCGCACAGCUAAACCAUUGUACUUCCGGGUCGCCACUGACGCAGUCCUGGCCCUCGAUCCGCUGGUAGGAAUUCGGGUGGAAGCUGGCAGCAGUGAGAUUGCCGUCGGGGCAAUCGCCGGUGCUUGUCUUGCACGGGUCGACGGUGCAGCAGCCGAUGAAUCUGGUGGGUUUGUCGUCGCAGACGUAAAAUGA
Clonostachys rhizophaga is the source of this 483-nucleotide messenger RNA. The record is from the annotation of a GenBank genome assembly. NCBI's taxonomy places the organism in Eukaryota, Fungi, Ascomycota, Sordariomycetes, Hypocreales, Bionectriaceae.